CUCUGACCGGGCAGGACGGGGUAGCACCGCCCCCGAGGACCUGGGGCUUCCCUUCCGGUCCCCACAGCCCCAGGGUCCCGCCGAGCGCCUAAAGCAGCCUGGCCGCGGGGUCGGGCUUUGCCUGUCACGCGGCGGGAGGAGGUAGCCCCGCCCACGAGGGCGGGUCUCCAGGACGGAGCUUCCGGUGAUGGGGGCGCGCGCCCGGCUGGUGGGGUUGGUGCGCGCUGGGCGCACCCGUGUGCCCGUCACCGUCUGCGAGGCGGCCGCGGGCCCCUCAGAAGUUCAGGGCUAGACCCGUCCCCGGGCCGCGCCGGAGGGAGCCCGAGGAGCGCCGGCGGCCUUUCCUUGCGGGUCACAAAGGGAAACGCGAAGUGGAAGUGCGGCAGGUAACUGAGCUCCAGCUGCUCUUCUUCCCUAAGAAGAUCCAUGAGACACUCCUCAGUUUAUCCAGUUACUUUCCCUCGUCCUCACUGAGACGCGUGCAGCUCCAGUAGCAGUUUUCCAAGAUUUCCCAGGACUGAGAGGUUUCCCAGGAGGCAGACUAGCAUUCCAGAGCUGCCCCAGGAAAACUGGGUAGAGUCGGUGCUGCUCUUAAUGGUGGAGUUUGUAGUCUGAGAUCACCUAAGUGGGUCAGAGCAUCCUCAGCACUAGGUCUUGGUUGAGACGCCAGAAUGAGAAGGCGCAAGAGUCCUGGUCCCCACCAACCAGCCUCCCCGGUGACAAGUGCGGGGCCUGGGACAGGGACCACUGUGCUCCUGGCUGCCUCCUCUCCUGCCAUCCUCACCCCGUUCAACCCACAGAGGCCCCCAGCUGAUGUUCCUGUGAUCUUUGAGGAUGUUGCUGUGCGCUUCUCUAAGGAGGAAUGGUGCCUCCUUGAUGAGGCUCAGAGACACCUGUUCCUCGAAGUGAUGCUGGAGAACUUUGAACUCAUAUCCUCUCUAGGUUGCUGCUGUGGAGCAGAGGAUGUGGAGGCACCUAUUGAACAGCAUGUUUCUGUGAGAGUGUCACAGGCAAAGAACCCCAAUGUAGCUGUGUCCUCCCAGAAGAGCCACCCCUGUGAGAGUUGUGGACUAGUCCUGAGAGACAUUUUCCACUUGGUUGAGCAGCAGGGAACACAACACAGCCUGAAACUAUUGAGGUGUGGGGCAUGUGCAAAGCAGUUUUAUUUCAGCAAGAAAGCCAUUGGCUGCAACCAGAAGCUUGCUCAGGACCAUGGUGUCUGUAAUGGAAUACAGUGUUUUGUGUGCCGUGAAUGUGAAAAAUCUUUUACAAAAAUCUCUGAUUUCCAUUAUCAUCAGAAAUUGCACACAGGAGAAAGUCCAUACGAGUGCAGUGAAUGUGGGAAAUGCUAUAAUCAACACUCCAAGCUUAUUCGACACCAGCGACUUCAUUCUAAAGAAAAGCUUCAUGAGUGUGGCGAAUGUGGGAAAUUCUUUAGCCACAGUUCAACCCUCGUGCAACACCAGAGAGUUCACACUGGAGAAAAGCCAUAUGAGUGUGGUGAAUGUGGAAAAUUUUUUACCAGUAUCUCUUGUCUUUCUCGUCAUCAGAGACUUCACACUGGAGAAAGGCCUUAUAAGUGCAGUGAAUGUGGGAAAUCUUUUACCACUAGUGAUGGCCUCCGUUAUCAUCAGAGCCUUCACACUGGAGAAAAGCCUUUUAAGUGCAAUGAGUGUGGGAAAUCUUUUGUCAGGAACUGUCAGCUGAGUUAUCAUCAGAGACUUCACACUGGAGAAAGGCCUUAUGAGUGCACUCAGUGUGGGAAAUCUUUUACCAGUAGGAAGAGCCUCUGUUAUCAUCAGAGACUUCACACUGGAGAAAGGCCUUAUGAGUGCAGUCAGUGUGGGAAAUCUUUUAUCAGUAAGACUAAGCUCCAUUGUCAUCGGAGAAUUCACACUGGAGAAAGGCUUUAUGAGUGCAGUGAAUGUGGGAAAUCUUUUGUCAGGAACUGUGAGUUGAGUUAUCAUCAGAAAUGUCACACUGGAGAAAAGCCUUAUGCAUGCAGUCAGUGUGGGAAAUCUUUUAUCACUAAGAAUAAGCUCCAUUGUCAUCAGAGAAUUCACACUGGAGAAAGGCCUUAUGAGUGCAGUCAUUGUGGGAAAUCUUUUACCCAUAGGAGGAGCUUCAGUCGGCAUCAGAGAAUUCACACUGGAGAAAGGCCUUAUGAGUGCAGUCAGUGUGGGAAAUCUUUUACCAGUAGGAGGAGCCUCUGUUGUCAUCAGAGAAUUCACACUGGAGAAAGGCCUUAUGAGUGCAGUCAGUGUGGGAAAUCUUUUACCAGUAAGGGUAGCCUCCGUUGUCAUCACAGAACGCACACCGGAGAAAGGCCUUAUGAGUGCAGUCAGUGUGGGAAAUCUUUUACCAGUAAGAAUUACCUCCGUUGUCAUCAGAGAAUUCACACUGGAGAAAGGCCUUAUGAGUGCAGUCAGUGUGGGAAAUCUUUUAUCAAUAAGGGUAGCCUCCGUUAUCAUCAGAGACUUCACACUGGAGAAACGCCUUAACAAUCAGUUGCAUCUUCAUCAGAGAGUUCACAGGAGAACGGGUUCAGGAUUGCUGUGAAUGUGGAAAAUAUUUUGCCAGAAACAGUUACUUUCGUUGUCAUCAGAGACUUUACAGGUGUGCCUAUACUUUUGAAAGGAAUUACUUUGAAAGAUCUUGCAAAGGGCCAUGUAUCCUAAUGUUUGUAAUUCCAUGUGUGAUGGUCACUUGGGUAUAAGAUAGAUGGGUUUAGGGCAAAGCAUAAUUACUACAGAAUCACUGGCCUAAUAGGCAUUGUGCAUAAUUCUUAAAAUGGAGAUAGGUUUCAUUUAUCUUCAUGUAUAACUCAUAAUACGAUUUCCAAGUCAGAGGAGAGGAUAAUGUUUAAGUUAAAGAUAUUAGGAAGUUGUGAUUUAAGCCAAUUGCAUGUUUUUGCAUUCUUCCAGCAGUGUAUGACAGAGUUAAUGCCUCCACAUCCUAGAAAAGGUUUGCUCAGUCCUUUAUUUAAACUUUUUUGUAACUUUGUCAUGCUAUAUUUACUGUUGUUCUAUUGCAUUCUUCCUAAGGCUUAAUGGUGAGCCUUUUUUCAGAUGUGCAUUUGCUAUCUCUAUUUUUGGUUAAAUGUCUGAGCAUAUGUUCUGCCAAAUCUAUGAAUUUUGGCAAGUUUCUUUAACAAACGGACAGUGAAACAAAAAUGCAGGUUAGAACUUCACUCAUUUUGUGUCUUUUUUGCUUUGUAGGAUAAGUGUUUUUCAUAUUGGAAAAAAAUAAACUAAACAAUUGACUUAAGAUAAAGGUCUUAUUUCAUUCUUUGC
Molecule: messenger RNA, 3293 nt
Organism: Myotis daubentonii (Daubenton's bat)
Lineage: Eukaryota; Metazoa; Chordata; Mammalia; Chiroptera; Vespertilionidae
Biological process (GO): regulation of transcription by RNA polymerase II
Molecular function (GO): RNA polymerase II cis-regulatory region sequence-specific DNA binding; DNA-binding transcription factor activity
Source: RefSeq, a predicted model, not a curated record